This is a messenger RNA of Andrographis paniculata, 1320 nucleotides long. RefSeq names its product dirigent protein 10-like. The record is from RefSeq and is a predicted model, not a curated record. Lineage: Eukaryota; Viridiplantae; Streptophyta; Magnoliopsida; Lamiales; Acanthaceae. The coding region runs from base 56 to 1165 and encodes 369 amino acids. The transcript has a single exon.
UGAAGAAUUAAUCUAAUUCCUUGAUCAAGUUCCUUCUUCAUCAUCUUCUACAACAAUGGAGCUUCAACGAAUCAGGGCCCUCUCAAUUCUCCUCGUUCUUGCUACCAUCGUCUCUUCCGCCGCCUCAGCUCGACUUCUCGACCAGACCGACAUACUUCCCGGCGGUUCCGCCAUUCCCGGAGGCGGCACCUCCGCCACAGCUCCAGCUGUAGUCCCCGCCGCCGCCGCAGCAACCGCCGCCGCACCUGAUGAAAUCAACCCCGCCACCGCCACAGCCCCUGCCGUUGUUGCUGCUCCCGCCGCCGCAACCAACACCGCACCUGACGAAAACGACCCCGCCACAGCUCCCGCCGUCGUUCCCGGCGCCCCCGGCGCCACCGCCACGGGUCCUGCUGCCGGAGCUGCAAUCGGAGCAGCAGCCGGAGGCAAUCCAGCAAUUCCGGCAGGCGGCGUCGGCGGCGGCGGCGGCGGCGACCACCCGCUGACAUUCUUCAUGCACGACAUUCUCGGCGGGUCCCGGCCGUCGGCGAUCGCCGUGACCGGAAUCGUCUCGAACCCUGCCGGAAACGGGCAAGUCCCAUUCGCGAAACUCCAGGGCGCCGUCCUGAACGUGAACAGCGGCGUUCCGACGAACAACGCAAACGGCGGAAUCAUCGACAACAACAACAUCCCGUUCCUGACGGGGCUGGGCGGGUUUCCGGCGAACGUCGGCCGGACCAACAACAACGGGAACAACAUAAUCGGCGGGGUCCCGGGCUUCCCGGUCCUGAACGCGGACCAGUUCCCGUCCGGGACCACGCUCCAGAAGCUGAUGUUCGGGACCAUGUUCGUGUUCGACGACGAGGUUACGGAGGGCCACGAUUUGGGCUCGGGCCUCGUGGGCCGGGCCCAGGGGUUCUACAUCGCGAGCUCGGAGGACGGUAACAGCCAGACGAUGGCGUUCACCGUCAUGUUCAAGAGCGGCGCGUACGCCGACAGCCUGAGCUUCUUCGGGAUCCACCGGACCGCCGUGGCGGAGUCGCACCUCGCCGUCAUGGGCGGCACCGGAAAGUUCGUCAACGCCAAGGGAUUCGCCAUGGUCAAGACGCUGCCCGUCGGAAUCAAUCAACACGUGACCGACGGCACGGAAACCAUUCUCGAAAUCGUCGUUUAUCUUGCUUAUUAAUUUUAUUUUAAUUUCUUAUAUAUAUAUAUAUAUGUGUAUGGUCUGUUUGGUUUUUUUUUUUUUUUUGAAAAAAAAAAAAUGGGAUCUCAAUCUUGUGUUGUAAUUUGUAUUGUAUAAUUUGAAUUGUAUUGUAUUUGUGACUGUUACUGAAUUAU